Neltuma alba is the source of this 2031-nucleotide messenger RNA. Its product is annotated as thaumatin-like protein 1b. The coding region runs from base 355 to 1338 and encodes 327 amino acids. The transcript has 3 exons. NCBI's taxonomy places the organism in Eukaryota, Viridiplantae, Streptophyta, Magnoliopsida, Fabales, Fabaceae. The record is from RefSeq and is a predicted model, not a curated record.
GCGCAAUGCUAGUAGAGUACUUCUCAUCUCGAAACCCUUCGCUCCCGUCCAAAUAUCCCAUUCCUUAUUCAUAUCCAUUCCCUUUUCUCUCUGCAUCUAAAUUCGUAGCCGUCCAAACACCCCACUUGUGUCAGCCCUCUCUUGAUUUGUUCAAUAAGCCUGUCUCUCCCCCUUAUGAUUCCCAUUCUUUAUUUAUUUAUUUAUUUAUUUGUUAUCUUCUGUACGUUUCGUUCAUAUAAUAAUUUAUACCAACUCUAUUCCUCACCCCUCCAUAAACAAUCAGACAUAUUGCCGACCUCCUCCCUCUUUGCGCAUCCAUGUUGUAAGUGAUCCGUGCAUGUGCCUUUGUUAUAAAUGGACCCCCCCCCCCAGCCAUCUCUGUAUAAGUAUCCCAUCCUCCUUGUGACCUCCUUCCAAUCCUCGUACAUAUCUCUCUCAAUCAUGGCCUCUUCUGCUCCAUUCGCUACCACCUUCUUCUCUCUCCUUCUCCUUCGAUUCCUGUUAACAGGUUCGUAUUCUGCGACGUUCACCAUCGUAAACAAGUGCAGCUACCCGGUAUGGCCCGGCAUUCUGUCCGGCGCCGGAACUCCGCAGCUUUCCACGACCGGUUUCGUCCUCCAACCGGCUGAAUCCAACGCCAUCACCGCCCCCGCCGGCUGGUCCGGCCGCCUGUGGGGUCGGACCCUCUGCUCCCAGGACUCCACCGGCAAGUUCUCCUGCGUGACAGGGGACUGCGGCUCCUCCGGCGUGGAAUGCGGGGGAGGCGGCGCCGCCCCACCGGCCACGCUGGCGGAGUUCACACUGAACGGAGCGGGGGGGAUGGACUUCUACGACGUGAGCCUGGUGGACGGCUACAACCUUCCGAUGACGGUGGAGCCGCAGGGGGGCGCGGGCGGAGGGAACUGCACGUCGACGGGGUGCGUGGUGGAUCUGAACGGGCCAUGCCCGACGGAGUUGAAGGUGACGUACGGCGCGAGCGGAGGGGAGGAGGGGGUGGCGUGCAAGAGUGCGUGCGAGGCAUUCGGGGAGGCAGAGUACUGCUGCAGCGGAGAGUACGCGACUCCUCAAACGUGCAAGCCGAGCAGGUACUCGGAAUUCUUCAAGGCGGCGUGCCCACGUGCUUACAGCUACGCGUACGACGACGGGACGAGCACCUUCACCUGCUCGUCCGCCAAUUACGUGGUCACAUUCUGCGCCGGCCCCACCACAAGUGUGAUGAAGGCGGGGAAGGAGAAAUACGCAGAGGCAGCGGACGUAGCAGGCGGCGAAGGAGUGAGGUGGAGGAUGGAGUGGGCUCUGGUUGGAGGGAUGGCAGUAUUUGGGAUGUUGAUGAGUUAGCCUCAUUAUUGUUUGUUGGUGGCUGCUUGCACGAAUUAGGUGGCCUGUGCUCUUCAACUUAGCUGGGAGGGGCACUCUCACUCCCCGGCAGUGGCAACAGGGACGGUUGUUGAGGGAAGAAUGAAGGUGGCGUUUUCGAUCAUUUUAGGCCGCACCGCCCUCACUGCUGACCAAACGCAAGUUGGAGUGGGCCGCACAGAUCCGUGCAUAUAUUAAGUAAGGAGAUGUUGCUUGUUGCUAAUAUUCCCGAUGUGAUGUUGUGCGGGCGGACAUAUUCCUUUCAUAUUUUGAGUCCAUUCCAAUCUCAAUGCUCUUUCGCUCCGACACGAUCUACUACCUGCUCUCUUCGGAACCGCAUAUUGCUCUUCAUUUAAUUAGCUUCUCUUCUUGAUUAGGUCAUUCAUCAUCUGCUGCGUUUAUUUAUCUGUAAGUAUUCAACUGCCAUAUAUUUUAUGUGUGAAAUGGGUCAACUCUCAACGUCACCGUCCUUCACACACGCAACCCAUACACUUCGCCCCGCCAUAAUAAUCUUGUGGUUGCGAACUUAAAGCAUUCCCUUUUUUUUUUAUUUUAUAUUCGUCAUUCUCAUUAUUCCAUACAAAAUCAUUGACGUCGCCUUUCAAGGAUGGCGUCACUAUAAAUAAUGCUGAUCUUGACGAUCGUGUACUGAAUAAAUAUGUCUCUUGGCUUAUA